AAAAUGGUAUCUAAUAAAUAUUUAGAUAUUUGAUUCAAAUAAAUUUUUAUUUAAUUUAAAUAAAAAAUUUUAUUUACGCCAAAUAAAUGAGCUUGUAUAGGCUGCAUGUGAGACAAAUAUACAUACGUUUAUUUAACUCGAAGCAAAUUAUCAUUUUUGUUGCCGUUGUGAUGGCCAUUGUUGCUUCUACACCUUCUCCAUUAAGGAGGGAAAAUAAUUUUGAUAACUCUAAUGUUGUGAUUGUUAAAGAAGAAUUACAUAAUAAUAUUGGUAUCGAUAGGUAUCAAUAUAAUUAUGAACUAUCGGAUGGUCAGCAACGUGAGGAAAAUGGAGAACUUGUCAAUAAUGGAAAAGAAACUGAGACAUUAGUUGUGAGAGGAAGUUUUUCUUGGAUUGAUCCAGCAACAAAUUAUAAAUAUACAGUUAAUUAUGUAGCAGAUGAAAAUGGCUUUCAUCCCGAAGGUGCACACAUUCCCGCCGUUUAAAUAUAUAUAUAUAUAUAUAUAUAUAUAUGUAUAUUUCAUUUUAUUCGGAAUAAAUAUGUAAAUAAAAACACAAUUUUCAAUAAA
Messenger RNA from Leptopilina boulardi, 569 nucleotides. RefSeq names its product endocuticle structural protein SgAbd-6-like. Bases 87 to 485 code for a protein of 132 amino acids. Gene Ontology annotation, cellular component: chitin-based extracellular matrix. Gene Ontology annotation, molecular function: structural constituent of chitin-based larval cuticle. NCBI's taxonomy places the organism in Eukaryota, Metazoa, Arthropoda, Insecta, Hymenoptera, Figitidae. The transcript has 2 exons. The record is from RefSeq and is a predicted model, not a curated record.